AUUCGAUCCCUGACCGCGGUCUCGACUGCAUUUACUCCCGCUGAGUGAACUGGAGUAACCUGUAAACCCACCACAGCCAGACCUGUUCGAAUCGCGUCUUUGGAGCCAUGUUGGGACAUUUUGUGUUCUUCCAGAGCGGGAUCGGCAGCUGUUAAGGCUUCACUUCCAGACGGUGCAGAUGGAGGCCAUGGAGGUAGACUCCCCCGUGGAGAUGCGGGGAGGAGGCAGCGAACAGCCAGCGGCUGCUGCAGCAGCCGUGGACGCCAACACGCUGCACGUCAUCUCAGACUCCGGCAGCAGCACAGAAGUGGACGAGGAUGACGAGAAUGACAAUGAAGGAAGACAGACAGCGGCUCGUGUGCCCCCCAGGCUUCCCGCCACCUGGGCGUUCAGUCAGAGAGCGGUGCGCGGCUCUGCAGCCACACCUUCAGCUGCUCAGGGGGCGCCCAUACGGAGGAGGCUCAGGCAGGGCCUCAGGGUGCACUACCCCAGCCAGACUGCAGCGCCCUCCAGAGGCUUUCCAGACUUCCUGCUCCGGGCCCCGGCCGCCAGCGUGGCUGAACCAGAGUCCGGCAGCACCACAGAGGUCAGCGAAUCUGAUGAGGAGGAGGAGGAAGAAGAGGAGGAGGAAGCGCAUGAAGAAAGCACACCUGCUGCGGAACCCGUCCACUCCUUGCCACCGGCUAGUCCUCGCCUCAGCGCCUCCCUCCAGCCACAGGAAGCCAGUCCAACCAACUCCGGUUCAGCUGCAGAUGGUGAGAGGACAGAAGCUCAAAAUCAGGUCGUCCAGUCGGUCCUCGUGGCCUCGGCUUUUGUCCAACCGUCGCAUGGCGAGGAGGGCGAAGGCGACAACUGCACCAUCUGCUUCGAGGCGUGGACGACGGCGGGCGAACACAGACUGUCCGCUCUGCGCUGCGGACACCUCUUCGGCUUCACCUGCAUCCAGCGCUGGCUGAAAGCUCAGGGCCCGACCGCCAAAUGUCCACAGUGCAACAAGAAGGCGAAGCGUUCAGACAUCAUUCUGCUGUAUGCUCCAAAGCUGCGUGCGCUCGAUAACUCCGAGCAGGAGACCUUAAAGAAGUCUCUGGAGCAGGAGCAGUCUCUGAGGAGGAAAGCUGAACUGGAAUCAGCUCAGUACAAACUGAAGUUGCAGGUCGUCAACAACAAAUGUGGACAGCUCCAACAACAGCUGCAGGAGGUGAGGGCUCUGGUGGCCCAGGCCAGAAGCUCAGUUCCAUCCUCUUCGUCCUCGUCCUCUUCGACCUCGGUCCUCGUCGGCCUGUCUCAGAGGGCGGACGGCUCCAGGAUGGCCCAGUACAGUUUCUCUAAGGCGGUGCUGGUGUCUCAGGCCGGAGGCUCCAGGGUUUUAUCCUACUGUGAGCCCCUGAGCUGCCUGCUGGCCUCACAGCCUUCCCCUCAUUCCACGCUGGUGCCCGGCUGUGGCGUGAAGAAGGUGAGCGUGGUCAACAUGAAGGCGAGUCAGUACGUUCCCAUCCACAGCAAACAGAUCCGAGGUCUGUCCUUCAACAGGCAGAAUGACAGUCUGCUGCUGUCUGCUGCUCUGGACAACACCAUCAAACUGACCAGUCUGCUCACCAACACGGUGGUUCAGACCUAUAACGCAGGUAAACCCGUGUGGAGCUGCUGCUGGUGUUUGGACAACAGUAACUACGUCUACGCAGGUCUGAGCAACGGCUCGGUGCUCGUCUACGACACCAGAGACACCAGCACACACGUCCAGGAGCUGCAGCCGCUGCGCUCCAGAUGUCCGGUGGCGUCCCUGUGCUACGUCCCGCGGGCGGCGUCCAGCUCGUUCCCCUGCGGCGGGCUGAUCGCCGGCUCUCUGGAGGGAGGGUGCUUCUGGGAGCAGGUCAACGAGACCACCUACAGACCUCACAUCCUGCCGCUGGAGGCCGCCGGCUGCACCGACAUCCAGGUGGAGACGGAGAGCCGCCACUGUCUGGUCACCUACAGGCCAGGACGCUCCAACCCGUCCCUGCGCUGCGUCCUCAUGGCUCUGAACAGGACGCCUCAGCAGGACUCGAGUCAGCUGCCCAGCUGCUCCUGCUCGCCGGUGCAGACGUUCAGCGCCGGCUCGUCCUGCAAGCUGCUCACCAAGAACGCCGUCUUCAGGAGUCCAGACGGGGACGGGACGCUGGUCUGCGCCGGGGACGAGGCCUCCAACUCCACCAUGGUGUGGGAUGCAGGCAGCGGCUCUCUGCUGCAGAAGCUUCCGGCCGACCUCCCGGUGUUGGACAUCAGUCCGUUCGCGGUGAACGGCGAGCACUUCCUGGCCUCGCUCACUGAGAAGAUGCUGAAGAUCUACAGGUGGGAGUGAGGAAGAAGAACACUGUGUCUCAUCCAGAAAAUAAAAAAAAAACACACACACAAAGUCCGAGAGAGCGAGGAGACGAUGGCGAGAAUCCAAUGCUGCUCAACAUUAAUCUGUAUGUUUACAAAAAACACUUCCUGCGAGCGACCGGGCAGAGGAAACUCUCUCUUCAUCAGUUUUGUCUCUUUUGGAUCAGACGUCCACGUCACUGCGUCCGUUGACCUUUGACCUGUGCAGGAAGCUGAGUGACGCCUGAGUCAGCUGUGGACAGAAAACAUUACGUCCAGCUUGGACAGGUCAGGUAUCGCCACAUGACGGUCGGGUUUUCUACUCUGAAGUGAAUUUUUAACCGAUGGCUGAUCCUCCUGAUCCUCCAGAACUGGUUUACAGAACAACUUUUUACACUUUGAUUUGAACCCAACUGAAACCUCUACCGCAAAGUUUGUUUCGUAUCAGAACGAACAGUCGCCCAAGUUGUUUCCACAUCUAUGGCCUCAUCCCUCGUUCUGAACACGUCGGAUUUUAAUGGUAAUUUCUCUCGAACAGGAAAAGGCUCCUCACAGUCCGUCAGUCCGCUUUACUCUUAUCAUCCUCUGUCUCAUUUCAUUCUUUUAACUUCACUCUCAGCUCAAACAUUAAGUGCCAAAAGACUCUGCUGUUGUAAAUUUUACUUUUCUUUCUAAAGGAAGUUGUACAUAUGUAUAUUUGCUACCAACUGUUUGUGUACGACUUCAGAGUUAAUAAAAAUUAUGAGUUA
Chelmon rostratus (copperband butterflyfish) is the source of this 3089-nucleotide messenger RNA. RefSeq names its product ring finger and WD repeat domain 3 (gene rfwd3). Gene Ontology annotation, biological process: interstrand cross-link repair; protein ubiquitination; double-strand break repair via homologous recombination. The coding region runs from base 179 to 2338 and encodes 719 amino acids. Gene Ontology annotation, cellular component: site of double-strand break; nucleus. Lineage: Eukaryota; Metazoa; Chordata; Actinopteri; Chaetodontiformes; Chaetodontidae. The transcript has 13 exons. The record is from RefSeq and is a predicted model, not a curated record. Gene Ontology annotation, molecular function: protein binding; ubiquitin protein ligase activity.